ACAGUUUUUAAUCAACAUAGCUGGACUUUUUUCAAAAAUAAGAUACAAUCCAAAACAAAAUAUUUUGUGAGAUAUCAGUAGGUGAAUUACACCGGUGCCUUUAGUUUUACCGGUCGACAUCGGAUGGGAGUUACGUAAGAUACAAUGGCGAGUCUGGGGAAGGACAACUACAGGAUGAGAAGCUAUAAGAACAAAGCGUUAAAUCCCCAGGAGAUGCGACGAAGAAGAGAAGAAGAAGGAAUUCAGCUACGCAAACAGAAAAGGGAGGAGCAGCUGUUUAAGAGGAGAAAUGUAGGUGUGCCAACAAAUGACGAGUCAAUGUUGGAGUGUCCAAUCCAGGAUCCAGAUAUCAGCUCCACAGUACCUGUUGAGGGGGUCUUUGUGCAGGAAGGGGUCAUAAUGCCUGAUAUGAUUCAGAUGAUCUUCUCUGAAGACCCAGACCAGCAGCUAAUGGCAACACAAAAAUUCAGAAAAUUGCUGUCCAAGGAACCCAAUCCACCCAUUGAUGAGGUUAUUUCCAGUCCUGGGGUCGUGACUCGUUUUGUGGAGUUCCUGAAGAGAAAUGAAAACUGCACAUUGCAGUUUGAGGCAGCAUGGGCUCUAACCAACAUUGCAUCGGGUACCUUUCUGCAUACCAAGGUGGUAAUUGAAACGGGAGCUGUUCCCAUUUUUAUUGAGCUGCUGAACUCUGGGUAUGAGGAUGUCCAGGAACAGGCAGUCUGGGCGCUGGGGAACAUAGCAGGAGAUAAUGCUGAGUGCAGGGACUAUGUGCUCAACUGUGGCAUCCUGUCAUAUUUACAACAGCUACUUGCUAAAUCCAACCGUCUUACAACAACCCGCAAUGCAGUAUGGGCUUUGUCCAAUCUCUGCCGAGGGAAGAACCCACCACCAGAUUUUGCAAAGGUUUCUCCCUGUCUCAGUGUGCUGUCCAGGCUUUUGUUCAGCAGUGACUCAGAUGUGCUGGCCGAUGCUUGCUGGGCUCUGUCCUAUUUGUCUGAUGGUCCCAAUGAAAAGAUCCAGACAGUUAUUGACUCUGGGGUCUGUCGCAGACUGGUGGAGCUGCUCAUGCACAGUGACUAUAAGGUUGUGUCUCCUGCUUUACGUGCAGUGGGCAACAUUGUAACAGGAGAUGACAUCCAGACUCAGGUAAUAUUGAAUUGUUCAGCACUGCCGUGUAUACUCCACCUCCUUAGCAGUCCUAAGGAGUCCAUCAAGAAGGAGGCGUGCUGGACAGUGUCCAACAUAACUGCAGGAAACAGAGCUCAGAUUCAGAAUGUGAUUGACGCCAACAUCUUCCCAGUACUCAUUGAGAUCCUUCAGAAGGCAGAAUUUCGAACACGAAAGGAGGCAGCAUGGGCUAUCACUAAUGCCACCUCGGGGGGCACUCCUGCACAAGUACGAUAUCUGGUGUCUCUGAAUACUAUCAAACCCAUGUGUGACCUUCUGACUGUGAUGGACUCCAAGAUUGUGCAAGUGUCUCUGAAUGGUCUAGAGAACAUUCUUAGACUUGGAGAACAAGAGGCCAAACAGAAUGGAACAGGCAUCAACCCAUACUGUGCUUUCAUUGAGGAGGCUUAUGGCCUGGACAAGAUUGAGUUCCUGCAGAGCCACGAGAACCAGGAGAUCUACCAGAAAGCCUUUGACCUGGUUGAACACUACUUUGGUGUGGAGGAGGAGGACAGCAGCCUGGCUCCACAUGUGGACCAGAGCCAAGGCCAGUUUGUCUUCCAACAGGAAGGGCCCAUGGAGGGUUUCCAGCUUUAACCGGCCUGUCCUCCAUCCUGGCCUCUCACCCUCUUGGACUUUGCCGUUCUUAUGCUGGGCCUGUUCCACCAGCUCCUCUCAGAGCCUCAGUUCUACUAUGCCUUUACAACACUUAUGUUUGAGAGACUGUGCCUACAGCAGGAUUUCCUUUGAUUUUGUGGGGUAUUAUGUUCUCAAGUCUAAAUGACAUUGCUGUAUGUGUAACAGUUAGAAAAGUUGUGUCUAACUCAGCAUUCAUAUCCCCUUUUAUAUGUGAAACUACCUCUUCAGCAGCAAUGUAAAUAAAACAAGGCAGGCCCUACUGUUGGUACACUUACAUUUCUACUUUAAACAGUCUGAAACCAGGGUUUAGGGUUGGGUUAGAGCCGCUGGCUUGGAUACAGAACCACUGUAUUUACCCAGAUUGCUGUAUGUUUGAGUCUGCAGCUCCUUGGUCCCUUCCUGUUGAUUUGACCAUGUGUUGUCCUGCUGGAGCCCCCCCCCCCCCCCCCCCCCCCCCGGGCUCCAGCAGGAGCCCUGGGGGGGGGGGGGGGGGCCUGUGUUAGAACGGAAAUAGUGUUUACUACUGUGUUCUGCUGCUUAUUUUAAAGUCUUCAUUAUAUCAGUUUAAAGCAGUAUCAGGACAAGAAUGCCUGUGUUACAUGAUGCAAUCUGCAGCAGCCUUGAUGUUAAAUGUUAUGUUUUUGUGUUUUAUAGUUUGCUCCUCUGUGGUGGCAGUGUCAUUUACCUUAAUUUAUUUCUCCUGGCAGCAGUCAUUUCAGUGAUUUAAUGGGAUUAGUCGACUCUGAGGGUUUGUAUAUUAUAUAUACAUACAUUACAAAGUGUAGAGGAACGCAUGUGGCCCAAGAAGAUGUGAUAUGCAUAAUAUUUUCUGUAUGCGGUUGUAGUAUUUUCAGGCCAUUGCUGUGUUUUCUUGUUUACUUCGAGGUUUUGUUCCCUCUCCUUUGUCAGGUUCAACCACUGAACCACAAGUUUUUACAGUAUCUGGAAACACUUUUUGAGUAAGUGAACAUAUGCUUCGACUAUAUUUAUGUAAAAUUGGAAAAUAUUUUUAAUGCAGAAAUAACCUCAAGCACAUUUACUGUGUAUAGUUUUCUAAUGUUUAUAUGUGUUUUUGAGUUUUGUUUUCUUCAGUCUGGUCUCUGCGUAGACUUCCAGCACUGAACCAAACAGCCACAGCUUGUGCUCACUGGAUUCCACAGAUCUGACAGUUAAGCUGACUCUUGCUCGACUUCUCUGCACAUUUACAUUUUGUAAUAAAAAACAAAAAAUAAUAAAUUGAUCAGUUGGAUAUAAAUAUA
Messenger RNA from Betta splendens (Siamese fighting fish), 3065 nucleotides. It is a transcript of the gene kpna5, whose product is annotated as karyopherin alpha 5 (importin alpha 6). Gene Ontology annotation, biological process: NLS-bearing protein import into nucleus. Gene Ontology annotation, molecular function: protein binding; nuclear import signal receptor activity. The record is from RefSeq and is a predicted model, not a curated record. Gene Ontology annotation, cellular component: nucleoplasm; cytoplasm; nucleus. Lineage: Eukaryota; Metazoa; Chordata; Actinopteri; Anabantiformes; Osphronemidae. The transcript is spliced from 14 exons. The coding region runs from base 145 to 1764 and encodes 539 amino acids.